Molecule: messenger RNA, 1338 nt
Organism: Rotaria sp. Silwood2
Lineage: Eukaryota; Metazoa; Rotifera; Eurotatoria; Philodinida; Philodinidae
Source: the annotation of a GenBank genome assembly
AUGGUUCGACCACCAUUAUCUCAAGAAGAUUAUUCUUUAUCUACUGAUAAUACGAAUACAUCAUUUUCAUCAUUACCAAGUGAAUCAGGUGAAUUUACUGUUACAUCAAAUUUUAGUCCAUCACCACAUACAACAACAACAACAACAGCUAAUAUUCCAACGGAAUUAUCUUCAAAUCGAUAUCCUUAUGUUGAACAGUAUUUAAAUAUUUAUUAUAAAAAAAGUCUUGGUCAAUCCAUGAUAUUAGCAACAAGUCAAUUAGUUGAAAAUACACUUGCACUUUACGAUAGUAUGGAUGAUGAAGCAGCUAAUUCAUAUAUACUUUCAUUUAUUCUAUUACGUGUUGGUUGUCUAUCUAAAACAUAUGAUUUUGAACAAUUUAUUGAUAUGAAUCGAGAAGAAAAAGAUAUGAUUAUUAAAGAAAAUUGGUCCGGUGAAAAAGUUUUAAUGAAUUUAACAUCAAAAGAUGAAGAAAUAGGAAAAAAUUAUAAACGUUUUGAAGCAUUUUUUUCAACACUUGCUUGUCUUCGUUUUGAUGAUAUUAUACGAAUAAAUAAUGAAACGAAUUUAAAAAAAAUUAUUUAUUUAUUAAUCGAUGAUAUUCAAUCAGCUAUUGUUGAAUAUCGUUUUACAAUAUUACUUGCUCUUGAAGCUAUUCUUCGUGGUUUAAUCACAACUGUUGCUCAUGGAAGAAGAAAUAAACCAGGAAAAAUUUCACCUUUCAUUGGACAUAAGGAUGCAACAAAAAUGUUCGAAUUUGUAUCAAUGGUUUUCACUAAAGCAAUAGCUCCUCGUCUUUCUGAUUCUGAAUCACAAAUUAGUCAUAUGGCAUUUCAAGCAUUGAUUGAAUUAUGUGAAAUUUGGCCGAAUUCAUGGAUAUCUAAAGAAGCUUUUGAUGAAUGUAUCUAUUCGAUUAUUUCACAGGAUGAUAAAUCUGAUUUUAAUAAUUCGAUUCGAGUUUUUCGAACAUUAUUAACUCAUAAUGAAUUUGAUAAAGAAUCCAUUCGUCAAUAUAUUCAACAUUUACUAAUAAAUAUUUCAUCUGAUGAAUUCGAACUCAUAUCUGUACCAAAUACAACCUCAAUAUAUAAAUUAAUUAAUGAUAUAUUAACAAUUUAUCCAGAAAUGUUUUCAACAAAAAUGAUUUAUCAUUGGUCAAGUGGAAUAUUUCAAGAUAACAAUCGAACACAAAAAUUAGCUUUAAAUUAUCUUCUAAGUCUUAUUCAAAUGAAUGAAGAUCAAUUUCAAUCAACGACAAUAUGGCCUUAUAUUAUUCAUGUUUAUAUGAACAUAUUUCAGGUAAAAAAAAUUUUUAUGAACAUAAUCGUUUAUUCUUAA